Gadus chalcogrammus (walleye pollock) is the source of this 2051-nucleotide messenger RNA. RefSeq lists its product as uncharacterized. The record is from RefSeq and is a predicted model, not a curated record. The transcript is spliced from 9 exons. Lineage: Eukaryota; Metazoa; Chordata; Actinopteri; Gadiformes; Gadidae. Bases 137 to 2026 code for a protein of 629 amino acids.
GCGGCGCUUCAACUCGCCGCCGCUCCUGAAAUAGAUUGAAGUCAGGACGAAGGCGAGCCAGCCACUGAUCCGAAGUGUCGCUGGAAGCCUCCACGUAAAGGACUCUUUUAAGGGAUUACAUUUUUCACAACCAAAGAUGGUCCGACCUCAGUUUGGUCCACCACGCUUCAAGUCCAGAUCCUACGACAAUGACCCUCCUUUUGAACCCCGGGAAGACCAUUUCAGCCGGAGAGACGGUCCGGACUACACUGGAAAGGCCCCUCGCAGCUGGAGGGGAUCCAGAGGAGGCCGAGGAAGGCCCCCCUUCACCAAGCGCACCCCACUAAUGGCAGAGCGUAGGGAGCCCGCCCACGGCGGCUGGAGACCUCCGCACCAGGACUCGUUCCAAUCAUCCUACUCCCACCAAGAUGAACCCCACCACGGCCACAGGAGGCCGUCCCCGUCAAGGCCCAACCGGCCCCUCGAUGCCCAGCAUCGCCCUGCCCCCCACAGCCCCCCUCACGCCUCCCCCGGCCACAGGGGCCCCUCGUACCGUGAGGGCCACUCAGACGGAGGCCACAGGUCCCCCUCGCCCUGGCACUUCAACAAGUCCCCGGCCGACAGGAGGCCGGGGUCCUCUGGUCCGUACCGAGGCUCCUUUAGGGGCCCCAACAGGCACCCCGGGGCCCCCCACGGAGAGCAACGCAACCCAGAUCACAGGGGACAUUACAGUCCCAGGGAGAGGCCGAGCGAUCACCAAGCUCACGGCUCUAAGCGCUGGGGUGGAGACAGAGAAUUCUCCCAUCAGCACAAUGGAGAGUACGGGCCCCCUAGCCCUCAGAGGAAACCCAGGGAGUUUCAAAGGCGAAACUCCUAUCCAGAGAGGUGGUCUGGUGAGCAGGACCCCCGGAGGCCACGCGGGGAGGUGGAGAGAGAAGGGAACAGACCCCUCAUGGAUAAGCCUCAGCAAAGCCACUCCCACCCGCCCCCAUACAGAUCUCCCGCAUGGAAAGGAACGCCUCCGCCUCCGUCCGCCUCGUCCUUCCACAGCAGCCCUCGGGAGAGGCCAGGCAUGGUGCUACCUCGCAAAAGGAGGUUGCCGGAUCUUAACGAGCCCUUCGCCGGGGGGCCGCCAGAGCGCGGCCCCUUCAGGCUGGCCCAGACAGGGCGGCCCGGCCUCUUGCCCCCGCCCAUUCGUUUCAGCUGCAGCCGGAAACGCUCAUUUCCUCCCGUCCGGCCGAUGUUUAUGAACCCCCCCGCCACAGGGCCGGCGACCCCCCUCCUGCCUCCAUCUAUGAAGCCCACCAAGACCAAGGCCACGAAACCCGAGGUCAAGAGCUCCAGCUCCAUCCUCGCCAGCCGCAAGGAGCGCUUCCAGGCCGACGCGGCGCCCCUGCGGAACCUGGAGCUCAGGAGGAUCAAGCCGCCGAAGGAGUCCCCAAGCAAAGAGGAAAGCCGGGCAAGCAAGUCCCCCAAAGGGUCUGACACGGAGAGCGAACAGGUGGAGUCCCGACGAUCUGUGAGCACACGCAGCUGUUCUCCCCCGGACAAGCCUCUGCCGUCAGACCUGGUGGUGGUCUCUCUCUGGCAGGCCGGAUCCAGCACCAAAGACUGCUCUCCCCCUAGGGACGAAAGCCCCCAUUCCUCCCACGAUCUAACCUGUGAAACAGAGGUCCCUCCUGUCAAGCGCUUCUCCAAGUUUCACGGCUCCAGGCCUUCGCUCGUAGAGCGAACGUACGUAGACAAGAGGCCGAUUAGGCCGUUGGAUGCUGCACUGGAGAGCAAUCGAUAUGACCGGUCAUUCAAGAAACCAGGACAAGUACCAAGCCAGCAGAGGCCUUUUGCCAAUGGGCCAAGAAGGAUGGCCCCCCCUGAUCAGCCGUUCAAUGUCAGGAAGCCUCUCAUGGUAUGCAGUCAUUCUGAGAGCUUUGUGCCACAGCCGUUCCCCCAGCACAGGCCGGCCUUCAGGAAAAGUCAGAGCAUACGCUCCAAGUACCGCAACAUGCAGGUCAUGAGGCAUCGGGGGCCCAGCCAGCAGCGCUGGUGACCCCCCCCCCCCCCCCCCCACGACC